AUGGUUGCUGUGGACUAUCGGGUAACGUCUCUACUUACGGAGCAUCUUGGGUAUCCUCCUUUGGCUUUGGUUGAUGAUGUGAUAAAUGCAGUUAAUGUUAUCAUGUAUAGUUGUACCACCGAAAUCGAGAGGUAUCUCAUGGAAAGGCAACAGAAGCAGUAUGAAGACACUACAAAAUCCCCAACGGGCGAUCGGGAUGUUUUGACUGAAUAUGCUAAUGAAAAAUAUCCCACAGAGGAGAUUCAAGUUGGAACAGGAAAGUUAGAGACUUUACUCGAGAGCCAGAUUGACACAAACUUCGAUAAGUUUGAACUAUACACAUUAAGAAACAUAUUUAUGAUUCCUCAACAAUUAGUUGAUGACGGCUGGAUACGAUUGAAACACCAAGAAGGUAUAGAUUUCAACAAAAGUAGCACAGAACUUAAAAGUGACUUAGACAAUAAACUAAAAGACCUUGUUAGAGAUAUAAAGUUUGAACUUCACUUGAGAAAGAUAUUAAAACUUCAAAUUUUGAAAGCCCAGAAAGUGAUCAGAGCUUUGAACGUGUUAAAAAAGAAUAUUAAAUUCCUUGAAUUAAAAGAUGAAGGCUCUGCUCUAUCGCAGGAAGCAAAGACGGCAUUCAAAUCCUUAUCUCCUAUAGAUGAAUCCUUAUACUUCCUCUUUAAUCAAGUAACUGAAUUGGUACUACAAAUGCAAGAAAUUAUGAAGAAGGUGUCUAGUAAUGUCAAGAAUGGAGGGAUAAGAGAUAUGAAAUUUGUCCCAAGUUUAAGAGACAAAUACACUGAUGGUGUUUCACUAAAAAUUUUGGAGAAUAUUGGUGUGCUAGCGAAGAAUCCACAUCACCUGUCUGAAGCUUUGAAAACUGUCGAGGCUACUACGCUUUCGGACCUCGAAUCAGUUAAGAAUAUAAACCAAGGUCUAGAGCAUGACCCCAGCUCUCUGCCCCAGCGAUCAAGGCAAGACGCGGAAGAUGAGAUUCAGAUAGAUAUGAUUCACUCAUCUAUAGAGGAAUGA
Messenger RNA from Priceomyces carsonii, 1014 nucleotides. It is a transcript of the gene MTW1, whose product is annotated as MIND complex subunit. The record is from RefSeq and is a predicted model, not a curated record. Gene Ontology annotation, biological process: kinetochore assembly; mitotic sister chromatid segregation; mitotic cell cycle. Lineage: Eukaryota; Fungi; Ascomycota; Pichiomycetes; Serinales; Debaryomycetaceae. Gene Ontology annotation, cellular component: chromosome, centromeric region; nucleus; MIS12/MIND type complex. The transcript has a single exon. The coding region runs from base 1 to 1014 and encodes 337 amino acids.